Corticium candelabrum is the source of this 1365-nucleotide messenger RNA. Its product is annotated as replication factor C subunit 2-like. NCBI's taxonomy places the organism in Eukaryota, Metazoa, Porifera, Homoscleromorpha, Homosclerophorida, Plakinidae. Gene Ontology annotation, cellular component: nucleus; DNA replication factor C complex. Gene Ontology annotation, molecular function: ATP hydrolysis activity; ATP binding; DNA clamp loader activity. Gene Ontology annotation, biological process: DNA-templated DNA replication; DNA repair. The coding region runs from base 12 to 1121 and encodes 369 amino acids. The record is from RefSeq and is a predicted model, not a curated record. The transcript has 11 exons.
UUGGCGCCAAAAUGGCAGAUGAAACCGAGGAGAUGGAGAUCUGCGCGAGUGUUUCGAACACAGAAGGAGAAAAGAGAAGCGAUGAUUCACAUAGUGCGGAGAUGGAUUUAGACAAGCCACGUGACAAGAGGCCGCAGUUAGGCAAGAAACGACACGAUAUGCCGUGGGUUGAAAAAUAUAGACCUACACAUUUGUCAGAAGUAACUGGAAAUGAAGAAACAAUACGAAGACUGGCGGUCUUUGCCAAGGAUGGAAACGUUCCAAAUAUCAUUAUUGCAGGGCCACCAGGAACAGGAAAGACCACAAGCAUAUUAUGUCUUGCUCGCACGCUGCUCGGACAGUCAUUCAAAGAUGCUGUAUUAGAGCUAAAUGCAUCCAACGACAGAGGUAUUGAUGUUGUGAGGAACAAGAUAAAGAUGUUUGCUCAGAAGAAAGUGACAUUACCGAAAGGAAGGCAUAAAAUUAUAAUCCUCGAUGAAGCCGAUAGCAUGACUGAUGGUGCCCAGCAAGCUCUUAGACGCACAAUGGAAAUAUACUCAAAGUCAACACGAUUUGCAUUGGCUUGCAAUCAGUCAGAGAAGAUAAUUGAGGCUAUUCAAUCGCGAUGUGCUGUGCUGCGCUACUCAAGGCUGUCUGAUGGUCAAAUACUGACAAGACUGCUGGAAGUGUGUGAGAAAGAAAAUGUGGUUAAAACUGAUGAUGGUCUAGAAGCCAUUAUAUUUACAGCCCAAGGAGACAUGAGACAAGCCAUCAAUAACUUACAGUCAACACACUUCGGAUUUGGGAUUAUAAACGGUGACAAUGUCUUCAAGGUGUGUGAUGAGCCUCAUCCACUGCUAAUCAAACAAAUGCUGCAACACUGUGUCACGGCCGAUAUUGAUGAAGCAUACAAGAUCAUGUCCCACUUGUGGCGUUUGGGCUAUUCUUCAAUCGAUAUCAUUACAAAUGUCUUUCGUGUUUGUAAGACCAUGCAGAUGGCAGAGUACCUCAAAUUAGAGUUCAUAAAGGAGAUUGGGUUUACUCAUAGGAGAAUCAUUGAAGGAGUCAAUUCUCUACUUCAAAUGUCUGGAUUGUUGGCACGAUUGUGUCAAAAGAAUUUGCCCCCUGUUGAGAGCAAAUGAUAGGCUAGAUAAUCUAGAACUUUUGUGUAUUGUUACUUGCACACAGCCCCGCGUUUAUCAGGUUUAUUAACAAUUAAGGAAAUUACAAUUCAAUUUUGUGUCUCUUACCUGCCACUGUCAAAUGAUAUUAGUAUAUUAGACAAUUUGAAACUAGAAUGCUUGCAGCUUGGAUAGAUUGAUCAUUAUGUGCUUUGUAUGUAUACUGGGCCUUCUAGGAUUUCAACUGAGAAUGUCAAUAACUUAC